This is a messenger RNA of Toxorhynchites rutilus septentrionalis, 3495 nucleotides long. RefSeq lists its product as uncharacterized. Lineage: Eukaryota; Metazoa; Arthropoda; Insecta; Diptera; Culicidae. The coding region runs from base 1 to 3495 and encodes 1164 amino acids. The transcript has a single exon. The record is from RefSeq and is a predicted model, not a curated record.
AUGGCGGAUGAGCACUCGAAACAACAGCUCCUUAACCGGCGAACCAUAUUGAUGGGAUCUCUGGAGAGAGCGGAGCAGUUCGUCCAGAAUUACGUGGCAGAACGGGAUCGAGGCCAAGUUCAAUUACGUAUCGAACAUCUGGACACCGUGUGGAUCGGACUGGAGAAUGUUCAAUCCCAGCUCGAAGACCUAGAAGUCACCGACGAAGGUAUGACGCAUAACCUGCAAUUCCGUUCCCAAUACGAAACUCUACUCUUUCAAAUAAAAGCCAACUUGCAAUCCUAUAUUCCCGCUUUACCUUCUUCAACAAAUGUGAUCCCUCAACCUGCAUGCUCUGGGCUCUCUGGGAUUAAACUGCCAACAAUAACCCUACCUGAGUUCGACGGUGACUACAAUCAGUGGUUAGCCUUUCACGACACUUUCAUUGCUCUGAUUCACUCUAACCCGGAAGUUCAUGAUAUCCAAAAAUUCCACUACCUUCGCGCUGCGGUUAAGGGAGAGGCAGCACAGCUGAUCGAAUCUAUCGGCAUUAGUUCCGCCAACUAUACCAUCGCUUGGCAAACCUUAGUCUCGCGCUACGCAAACGAAUAUUUGCUUAAAAAGCGUCAUCUGCAAGCCCUUCUGGAUUGCCCACGGAUGAAAAAAGAAACCGCCGCUGCAUUGCAUUCCGUCGUUGACGAAUUUGAACGUCACACCAAAACCCUCCGACAGCUUGGAGAACCGAUCGAUGCUUGGAGCACAAUGCUAGCACACCUACUUUGUUUGCCCCUUGACGACGGUACGUUGAAAGCCUGGGAAGAUUUCGCUACCACUGCAGAAAACCCCGACUACAAUUGUCUAAUUGAAUUCCUGCAACGUCGCAUCCGUGUCUUGGAAUCGAUGUCUGUGAACCAACAAUCCCAACCAGCACUGAGCCAACAACCACCCUUGUUUCGCAAACCAUCGUUCUACAAAACCGUCUCCCAUACUGCAGCUGAAUCGUCCCAACGAAAAUGUUACUCCUGCGAUCAACAUCAUCCGCUUUUUCAAUGCCCCAGAUUCGAUAAAAUGUCUAUCUCUGAUCGCUUAAAUCUCGUGAACAACCAAUACCUUUGCCACAAUUGUUUCCGCCGUGAUCACAUUGCCAGAAAUUGCCAAUCAAAAUUCUCCUGUCGUCAUUGCAAAAAACGACAUCAUUCGUUACUACACCCUGGUUAUCACCCAACCGAUGCUGAUCAGCAACCAUCCACAUCCCGCACUGCUGCAUAUACAGUGAAAUCCAACGAGAGGCGGGACACCGCAGCGACCAGCCAUCGAUCAACCACGAAUGCGUCCACCGUUCAGAUAAGCAACCCAUCCCAAUCAUCAAAUGCAAGCAUUCUGCUGUCCACAGUCGUUUUGAUGAUUAUCGACGCCAACGGAAAAGCGCACCCCGCACGAGCAUUGUUGGACAAUGGUUCACAAUCGAACAUCAUCAGCGAAAGACUUUGUCAACUCCUCCGACUGGAGCGCAACAAGAUAAAUAUUCCUGUGUUCGGUGUAGGUGAGGCGUUUUCAAAUAUUAAACACUCAGUUUGGACUACCAUUCGAUCGAGAAAGUGCAAUUUUGAAAUCGGUCUUGACUUUCUCGUCAUGCCCCGCAUCACGAUUGAUUUACCCGUUGUAUCCACUUUUACUGAUAACUGGUGUGCAUCAUCUAAUCUGUUCUUGGCAGACCCAACCUUCAACAAGACCGGUGCAAUUGAUAUUCUACUCGGAGCAGAACAUUUUUUCACUUUCGUGAACUCUGGAACACGUAUCGAACAAGCGCCAAAUUUGAUCCUCAUCGAUAGUGUUUUCGGUUGGAUCGUCACUGGUAGAAACCAUUCACCGCUGAAAUCACACCCCGUAGCAUGUCACUUAACGCUUUCCGACCCGCUUCAUAAGGCCCUCGAACGUUUCUGGCACAUGGAGGAAAUUGAGAGUCGGCUCAACUAUUCUGUGGAGGAGCAACAGUGCGAGUCUCAUUAUGUUUCCCACCAUUCACGCACUCCGGAGGGAAGGUACAUUGUUUGCCUACCACGUCAUUCCAAUUUCGAUCAAAUGCUGGGUGAAUCGAAAUCAACAGCACUUCGUCGCUUCCUCUGUCUUGAAAAACGCCUUUGCAAAGAACCAAUGUUGAAGGAGCAUUACUACUCAUUCAUGUCUGAAUAUUUGUCGCUUGGACAUAUGAGGUUCCCCCAGACUCACUACUUACCACAUCAUGCCGUUCUGAAAGAGGCCAGUACAACCACGAAAGUCCGAGUGGUGUUUGAUGGAUCAGCCAAAACAUCGACUGGCCAUUCCUUAAACGACGCGCUACAAGUAGGUCCAAUCGUGCAGGACGAAUUGUUAACGCUAAUACUUCGUUUUCGCAAAUACCCAAUAGCACUCGUUGCAGAUAUUGCAAAAAUGUAUCGCCAAGUGAUGCUCCAUCCAAAAGAUACACCGCUGCAACGUAUUCUAUGGCGCUUCAAUCCCAAUGAACCCGUUUCCACUUUUGAGUUACAAACUGUAACGUACGGCUUGGCCCCAUCAUCCUACCUUGCCACCCGCACUCUUCAGCAACUUGCCACGGACGAAGGAGAUUGCUAUCCGCUCGGGGGUCCAGCGCUACGGAAGGGGUUUUAUGUAGACGACUAUAUAGGGGGAGCAGACACGACAGAAGAGGCAAUCCAAACCCGCAACGAACUCGAUGAGCUGCUAUCAAAGGGAGGCUUUGAGUUGAGAAAGUGGACGUCAAAUAGCUUAACCGUGCUGCAAGGACUCGACCCAUCAAAAAUUGGUACUCAACCGAUGUUUAAAUUUGAUCACGGAGAAUCAAUCAAAGCAUUAGGCGUCAGCUGGGAACCGGUAGCAGACCAGUUACAUUUCGAUUCCACUUCGACCGAGGAAGGCGGAUGUCCGACCAAGCGAUCCAUAUUAUCAUCGGUAUCGAAGCAUUUCGAUCCACUUGGCCUAACAGCACCAGUUAUCAUUCGCGCAAAAAUGCUACUCCAGGAACUAUGGCUGCAACCUUGUGGAUGGGACGAAGAAAUUUCUGACAGCAUACGAGCAAAAUGGGAAACCUAUUGUUCUGAACUCAAACACAUUUCCUCUUAUCGAGUCAAUCGCUAUGCAUUCUUGCCUAAUUCUACUGUACAGCUGCAUACAUUCGCGGAUGCAUCCCAGCAAGCAUACGGUGCUUGCAUAUAUGGCCGAUCCACUGAUUCCGAAGGUCAUGUCCACGUUCAGCUGAUUGCCUCGAAGACAAAAGUCGCACCGCUCAAACGUAUCACUAUUCCUCGCCUGGAACUGUCAGCUGCUGUACUUGCCGCCCGGCUGCAUAAAAGGGUUACCGUCGCAAUGGAUAUGCCCUUCUCCGAAUCCCAUUUUUGGUCCGAUUCAACAGUCACACUUGAAUGGUUGCGCUCACCUCCGUACACCUGGACAACAUUUGUUGCAAACAGAGUGUCCGAAAUACAAACAACCACCCAGGGAUCCCAUUGGCAUUGGUAA